Ctenopharyngodon idella (grass carp) is the source of this 5690-nucleotide messenger RNA. It is a transcript of the gene fam78ba, whose product is annotated as family with sequence similarity 78 member Ba. Lineage: Eukaryota; Metazoa; Chordata; Actinopteri; Cypriniformes; Xenocyprididae. The record is from RefSeq and is a predicted model, not a curated record. The coding region runs from base 1444 to 2301 and encodes 285 amino acids. The transcript has 2 exons.
UUAUAAGCAAAACCGUGUUUGUUUGUAUUCUUUUAAAGUUGCUUAUGAAUAUGAUAAUUCCUGGGGUUUGGCCUUUUUCCAGAAUAUAUUCGCGUAUCGCUAAUCCUCAUUAUAGCACAAAAGAGACCAACUAGGCUACACUUGGUCAUCCACUUUUUCUGUCUUUUCUAAGAAAAAGGUUGUCUAGACAUUAGAGAAUGUAAUGGUAAUAAAUAACUAAAAUAUAAAAUAUAUUGACUUUUAUUUUACUAUAUAUAUUGACCUGUUAUUUUACUAUUUACAUCAUUUAACCAGGUAAACUUGUUUAUAGGCUAAAAGAACAUAUUUAUUUAGUAUUGUUUAGCCUGUGUUAAGGUGCAUAUUUAAAUAGCCUAUUAAAUAGUAUUCAUAAACACGAGAGAGACAAUUGUUAGUUUACUUAGAUUGUAUUUGUUAAUUUUAUUAUUAUUACAAAGAUAAUAAUUUUCAAUUUAGCCGAGCUUAUUCUAGAUUUUAUGUAGGCUAAACCUGACCACGUCGCUUGUUUUUCUUGCGCGAUCUGGCAACACUGAUCAGCACCUCACUGCAACUGAACAGCGACCAUAUAAGCACAUGUCUGCGUUAAGAUGCUCUGCUGUUUUUCAUUGGAGGAAUAUAUUUAAAAAUCACUGCGCUAUAUGAUGUUGCAGGGCGAUUGUAUUCGCUGUGUGUAUUAUUACUAUUAUUGUCAUUAUCUUUGUUUUCUCCAAAGAUUUGCACAGGGUGUCUUCGCUAUGGAUGUAAGGGAUGGAAACACACAAAGGAAAAAAACAAAAUUAGUCCAGUGAUGCCCAUGACAGUCGUUGCGUUUGUAAAGGUGACCCAAGUUUGCAUUGUAGCCUAAAUCAGAUGUACUGAAUCCCUCCUUGGUUAGAUCCGUUUGUGUGUCGCUUCUCCCUUUUCAAAAGGAGCAGCAUCAACAAAAUGUUGGGUAGGUCGUUCACCUGGAGGAAAUAUAACCAACACACACUCUCUAUGCAGCACCGGCUCCCUCUUCAGCAUUGACAUGCCCGCGCCUAGCAGAAAAACCAGGAUCAAAGGGCUCAGAUAUACAGCCGGACGCGUAAAUUGGAAGGAGGACUUGAAACAGGCGCACACCGGGUGUCCAAUUCGGUGGAGGCCGGAUCACAUCUGCUGGGGACGAGCAUCAAGGGCAGUGCGGCACGCCAGCGCCUCAGAAACAGGCAACACGGAUCAUCCAUACACCCGUAGUUCCACAACACCGCUGUGUUCCCGUUACACAUCUUCAUUAGUCUCAAAGAUGUGCUAGAACAACACACGAGUACUCUGAAAUGCAACAAAACAUGUCUUUUUUAUAGCAGACAUGCUUUUUAUUGCUUUCACCCAGAGGAUUUAUCGAGGAUAUAUUCAGUUGGAAAUGAAGAAGAGGAUCUGUCAGCGUUUCAAAGGUUGCAAAAAGUGCCAAUGAAUAUAUUGCUUAAAUAUAUCCUCUUUUUUUCGUCAUUGGCCACAUUGACACCCCUAAUAAGCAGGACCAUGGGUUGCAUUCAGAGCAUCGCCUGCAAGCCCCGCAUCCGACGGGAGAACAUAGUGGUCUAUGAGGUCUCAGCCUCCAUUGACCAAUGCCCGACCAUCAUUGAGGAGAAUUCGCCCAUUGUCCUGCGAUACAAGACCCCAUACUUCAGAGCAUCGGCUGGGAUUGUGAUGCCCCCGGUUCCCAGAAACGAAACAUGGACUGUGGGCUGGAUUCAGGCGUGCACCCAAAUGGAGUUCUUCAAUACAUAUGGUGAUAUUGGCAUGUCCAGCUGGGAAUUACCCGAGCUUCGGGAAGGACGGGUAAAGGCCAUAAGCGAUUCUGACGGCGUCAGUUAUCCCUGGUAUGGUAACACUACCGAAACAGUGACCCUCUCAGGUCCCACAUCCAAGCCAUCCAGGCUAACGGUGAGCAUGAAUGACAACUUCUACCCCAGUGUGACUUGGGCAGUGCCCAUCAGCAACAGCAACACACCCAUGCUCACACACAUCACCCGAGACCAGAGCUUCAUCACCUGGCUGGUGGCGCUAAACGCAGACACCAAAGAGCGUAUUGUUCUUCAGACAGUACGCUGGCGUAUGCGUGUAGACAUUGAGGUGGAUCCUUCCAUGCCGCUUGGUUCUCGUGCCAAACUGAUGGGACGACCGCAUCAGGAACAGCCACACAUUCUCAGUAACAAUGAGCCUAUCCCGCCCAAUGCGCUGGGCAGGCCCAAUGCCAACGAUGCCCAGGUGCUGAUGUGGAGGCCCAGGAGGGGACAACCUCUGGUGGUCAUACCACCCAAAUAGAGUUGUCUUAACAGUGCCUAAAGGACAUUGAAGACUUCAUGCACUGUUUGGACACUGGAUUUUAGGAAAUCGCAAGCUGCUCUGUGGAUUGCCAGCUUUGUAGGGUUUCUCAGUUCCUCUGAACUAGACUGUCGAGAAGGGAAUUCUCUGUGUGCACUAUGAAGUUUGACUACCUUUCAGCUUCAAAGUACAUGGUCAGUUUUCAAAUGACUGGGAGUAACUAGUACUAAAUGAGCAGCCACUUGGAACAAAUCCCUUAAGUUUACAGAAUAGUUCACCCAAAAAUUUACUAACCCUCAUGUCGUUACAAACUCUUUCUUCCGUGGAAGACAAAAGAAGAUGUUUUGAAAAAUGUUUCAGCUGUUUUUGUCCAUACAAUGAAAGUUAAUGGGUUCCAAAAUGUAAAUCUCAAAAUAGGACACAAAUGUACCAUAAAAUUAAUCAAGACAACUCAACUAAUAUAUUUUAAGUCCUCUGGGUCAAAAUGAUCACUUUGAAUGAUAAUAUAAGCCUUAUUCACUCUAAAAGUGAAUUGUUGAUCAACACAUGCAUACAUAGACUACAUCAAAAAUAGCAACACAAACCUCAAAUGUGACCCUGGACCACAAAACCAGUCAUAAGGGUCAAUUUUUUUGAAAUUGAAAUUUAUACAUCAUCUGAAAUCAAAAUAUUGAGAAAAUUGCCUUUAAAGUUGUCCAAAUGAAGUCCUUAGAAAUGCAUAUUACUUACAAAAAUAAUUUUUUGAUAUAUUUACAGUAGGAAAUUUACAAAAUAUCUUCAUGGAACAUGAUCUUUACUUAAUAUCCUAAUGAUUUUUUGAACCAUACAAUGUAUUGUUGGCUAUUGCUACAAAUAUACCAAUGCGACUUAUGUGGUCCAGGGUCACUAAUGUGAACAAAUGUCAACAAAGGUCAAACCUCAAAACUUCAGGUUCUUGCACAUCAUGUGACCAAAUAAAAUGACUUUAGAAAUAUGGGCAAAACUGAACACAUUCUUGGAAAUAUCUUCAUGUUCCACAGAGAAAAGAAUGUCAAACAGGUUUGUAACGACAUGAGGAAGAGUAAAUGAUGACAGAAUUUUCAUUUUUCAGUGAACUGUCCCUUUAGGAAAACCCUUAGUGAUAAUAUGAUUAUUACUAAGGGCCUUAAGUUAAGGGGUUUUUGCAACAGAGCCCUACCAUUUUCAGGACAGAAGCUAUAUAAUGCAUGAAAGAGAUUGAAUGUUUGGUCCCAUACCACACACAGUGAAAGCAGAGGAAUCAAAAGAACCAAUUGCAGGAAACACUUUUGCUUUGUAGGACAACCAGCAAAACUCUUUGAAACUUCUAUCAGAUGAUUGAGACUUGUGACUUCAUUUCAAAUGCUAGCAAAUAUAUUUUACAUUCUGUAAGAAAAAAAAAAGAAAAAAAAGACCACAGAGUGCAUGAAGAUGUCCACCAGUUGAGGUGGAGUGUAUCUAGUAAUGUAAAGGAUGCAGUGGGGUUGUUCAUCCAAUCAGACACAUCCUGGCACCGGAGAGUCGAUAGGAGUUUGUUUAUACUCGCACAUGAGUCCAUUUGAGUUUACGCAGUGGGUGCUGCACCAUAGGCAUUCACCAGAUUAGUCACAUGCCAUACACACUCCAUCUGUGCCAUUUCACGUCCCCUGUCUUCCUCUCUCUAUUCUCAAGCUGUCUCACUCCGUCCUCUCCCACUGAUACUCCUUGGGUAAUUAUGACACAGAUGAAAUGGAGUUUCCAUUACAAAUGUCAAGAGAUAAAAAAAAAUCCUUCAUUAUUUACUCACCCUUAUGUCAUUCUAAUCCUGUAUGACUUCCUUUCUUCUGUAGAACACAAAAUAAAGAUAUUUUUAAAACUGUUUUAACUUUUUUGUCUGUACAAUGAAUGUCAGCAGGGUUCAAAACAAUAUUGGACCCCUUUGGCAUUCAUUUUAUGUACAAAAAUUCAGAAUUGUGUUCUACAGAAAAAAAUUAAAGUGUUUAAAGUUUGUAACAACAUGAGGUUGAGUAAAUGACAACAAUUUUUUUUUUUUUUUGGCUGAACUAUCCCUUUUAAGGUCAGCCGUGCUUAAUGCAGCACAUAUCAAUACCAUAUUAUCAAAUAUAAUAGCCAAUAUCACAAACAUAAUGGUGAAAUAGGUUGCUUUUGAUUAGGAUGACACAAUCACUGACUUUUAUAAAAAGUAAAUCCCUCCUUGCUAUAGUUUUUAGAUUUCCAAAAAAACCAUGCUUUUGCUAAAAGUAGCAUGUGUCACAAAAAUGAUAUACAGGGCUGUUUAAAUACCAAUAAUUAUACAAUAACCAAAUUAAAUUAAUUAAUUUGCACGGAAUGCAAAUUAAUAUUUAAAUAAAGAUUUUUUAUAAAGCUAGCAGUUGAUAGUCGGUUGUUUACAAAGUGAGGAAAUAUGAAAAAAAAAUCAAAAUUUGAUAAAAAUAAUUUUUUGAACCGUGAGUUUAGUCAUCUUUCUCUUGAGCAAAUUGCUCAAUGGAGGGACCAACCAACAUGAAGACAGUAUAAGUGUGUGGCUGUUGCUUUCAUGAGAAACUUUGCUAAAUUUACUAAAUUUACUACUUAUAAAUUACUUGAUAGUUUUAUUCAUUAUUUGCAUGCUUUUAAUUUAGUGAAUGGCAUUGUUUUAUUAUGCAUUAAAUUUGACUGGUUUGAAACGAAGAGGUGAUAUCCAGUCUGGACAUAUAACAGAAAUAAUAACUAACUCUUGAAUCUAACAGAGCAUUUAUUCAUGCCUGACGCUUCGCCUAAAUCACUUUCAAAGGAAAUAAUAGUCUUUUGUUGGAAGUGGAGAUGCAUGCAGUACGUCUAAAGCUUGGAGCACUGAUCUAGAUGAAGGUCGAAUAGAUCAUAUGAGGUUCCUUCUCUGUAAUAUGAUAAAUACCUCACCUCAUCUCCCUCUAUCAUUUCUCAGUUACAUCUUCUGUAUCUCUGUCAAAGCCAUAUUCGUCCUCAAGAUGAUAUUCUAAAUAAAGAUACAUUAAAAUGUAUGAACCUGGUAUCUGAAAAUGCAUGAACACCAGCAGCAAAUAAGUGGUUUUGCUUCAAGAUUUCAACAUUUCAUAAAACAAGAAAUGAGGAAUAAAAAUAGUGGUUGUUAAAACUACUUCAUAUCCACAUGCUUUCCCACUGCAAAACGAGUCUAUGCAAUGGAAGAGACGUGAGUUUACUGUGGAAAAGUUUCAUAGCAUUGCAUUAUGGGGAAGAAAGACCCAGUUGGGGGGGAAGUGAUUUUUUCACCUCUUCUUGCAUGCAAGUCGUUUUUGCAUAAAACAAACUGUGAUGCAACAUAUAUUUCCAUUGAAACCCCCCGCUAAGAGCAACAAGGUCUGACAGUUCACUCUGUUCAUUCAAGGACUAAUAAAAGUGCACUGAGCAUCUCA